GUAGCAGGGAGGAAGGAGGGGGUGGGCGCAAGAAAGAGGGAAAUGAGAAAACAGAAAAAGAAUUGCAUGCCACUAUGUCUGAAUAUAGCCUCUACUUCUUAAACAACAGAGUUUGCUGGUCUCCCUCCCCUAUUCUGCAAUUUAAUUCCUUACAGAUUUUGCCAUGGGGUGCGGACUUAGAAAGCUAGAAGACCCUGAUGAUAGCAGCCCUGGAAAAAUAUAUUCUACCCUGAAGAGACCGCAAGUGGAAACAAAGACAGAAUUUGCUUACGAAUAUGUAUUGCUGGACUUUACAUUACAAGCUUCGCCAAACCCAGAAGUCAUCAAGAUAAAUUCCAUUCUUGAUAUAGCAACAAAAGUGGAAGACUACUAUCUUAAAGGAUAUAUUGUUGGAGCUAUUCAUCCUGUUAUACAACCUGUGGGGCAGCAAAAACACUUGCCUGCAAGUUACCUAUACAGAGUGGUGCUAUCGCGCUUGAAAUUAAGCAUGAAGCAUUCGACAGCACCCAGUGGACAAAGACGCCCAAGGCUUGUGAUUGAGGAAUGUCCUUUAACUUAUGAGACACAAACAAAUGACGUAACAAAAGAACUGAUAGAAAAGGUUAAUGUAGCUGCUAAAAGAGGAAUGAAAUUUGUUGGAUUCAUAUCACAGCACUACCCACCACUUAAAUUCUGCAAUGGAACCAACCUCGAUGGAGACACUGAAUCAACACUGCAUGUGAGACACAGUCCAGAGGAAAACUGUAAAAACUGGAAUGAAGGAACAUUAAGUGGACAAUCAUCUGAAAGUGGAGUCGAGGAAGAACUGCGUCAUGAAAGCGGACAGUGUCAAAUGGAACGAGAUGGCAGCCCCAGUUUCUCUAAAUCAAGAAAAGGAGAAGAUAACAAGUUGUAUACAGUCUUCAAUGUUUUUGAUGAUGAAUCAACCUGCUGGAACUAUCAGGAAGGCAUCCUGUCAAUGAAAGUAACAAGAAAAGGCUCUGUCAUUAGUACACUUGAUGCUGAUUGGCUGGAGUUAACUACAUUUUACUAUAAACAAGGCUUGUCUUUAAUUGAUUCUUUUGUAUGCUGGGAAACAUCGAAAGGGGAUCACUUGUCGAAAUCUUUGGAAGGAUUCUUCAUCUAUGAAGAAGAAGGCUCUGGAGUACCAGGAUUCAGCAGGAAGGGAAAUGAUGCCAUCGUAGUAGAACAAUGGACAGUUAUUGAGGGCUGUGAAAUCAAGACAGAUUAUGGUCCUCUGCUGCACACUCUGGCUGAGUUUGGAUGGCUCCUGACAAGUGUGUUGCCGACUCCUAUACUGAGACAUGACAGUGAAGGGAAUUUGGCUACAAAGCAGGUUGUAUUCCUUCAGAGACCAGUUAUGUGGAAUUCAGCAGCUCAGACACCAGAAAGGAAAGGCAGCCGGCACGUGAAAAGUGAAGACAGGAGUAAAGCCCCAAGCAGGAGCGUCAGCUUGGACACAGACCUGUUACAGCCUGCAGAGAGCAGAAGCCCGCCUGAGGAGUGCCUACUCGCGCCUUCUAGAGAAUGUUGGAUGAAAAAAAGGCCAGGCCAGCCCAGCAGCUUCUCUGGGUUCAGCAACAGUGACAGCGUCCUGCGGGAACUAGAUGAUGGACAGUUUGACCAGGAAGACGGAGUAACUCAGGUCACUUGUAUGUGAGCAAAGAAGGAAAGCAACAGACGUUCUGUAAAUAAUUAUUUAAGUAUUUCCCAAGUUACUUUACUGUAUUACUUUAUCUGCAUUUAUGGGAUACUUUGAAUCUUUCCAGACUCAGGCUUUCCUCUAAUCUACAUGAACUUUGGCUCAACCUCCCAGGCAAGGAAGAGUAACCAACAUAUUUGUAAAUUUAGAAGCAUGUUUCACAGUUUUCUCAACUAAAACAUCUGUUUAAACAGAUGCCUCAUUAGGAUAUUAACCAAUAAUGUACUUCAGUUUCUCAUGAAUAUGCAAAGUAUAUUUUUCUUACAAUUGCUGGUAAGACAACUAAAUAUCUCAAUCAGUAUUUUUACCCAAUUAGAAAAUUCUCAGGAAGUUAGAGUCUUACUUAAGCUGAAAAUUUUCUUUCCCUCUGUCUCAUACACAUAUAAAAGGCUAAUUAAUAAAAUACCUAUUUCUUGAAUAUAACAAUUAAUCCAAGUUUUGUCUUUAAGUAUGGCAUGUAUAUACAAAGCAAAUCCUUAUUUGUUAAAACGUCCUUGAAAAAAAUCUUUUUUUUUUAUGUCUUUGGUUUUAAAAGGUCACCAUGUUACCAACAUUGUACUGAUUCAUCAAGCUUAAACUUUCUUGCAUCUAACAGUGUAGAAAUAGAGUGAAGCAUCAUCCCUUAAAAUUCAAUACGAAAGGAACUCACAAUGUCCAUGUUUAAAAACCUUAGUAGACAGAAUUAAUUCUCUUUUUAAAACUGUAAAUAGUCUGAAAAGGGAAACACCAACUUUAAAUGAAAACUGAAGCAUUUUACAUCUAUCUAGAUGUAAAUUAUGCUUUCAUUUUGAUUGCUAAAGCAUGAAAAAUGUUAGUGUUAGUUGCUCAGUCGUGCCCGACUCUUUGCAACCCCAUGGACUGCAGCCCUCCAGGCCCCUCUGUAUUCCAUGAGAUUUUCCAGGCAAGGAUACUGGAGUGGGUUGCCAACCCAGAAUUUUCAGUCCUACAGGAGUAAAGAGGUGCUCACAACAUAUGUGAUAUGUAUGGUGACCUAUUUGUUCCAUCUCUGCUUUUUUUCCUCUGCUAACAGGGGAAACUUUGCCUUGCCAAACCUUUAACAGGUAAAGAUUAAAAUUUUACAAAAUAGAAGAAUUUCAUUUUACCUAUGAAAGACUUUGAAAUGUGGGAAACUUCAAAUGAAUUACAACUGUACCAUUGAUGAGUUCGGCCUAUUAUAUAUUUUUAUUAGCAUUGGUGUUGACAUUAUAAGAUCAUUUGAAUAACAAAAUGUCAUUUGUUACUGGGCUAUUGUCUUACUGAACACUAAUGCUCAUAAUAUGUUUUACACAUAUGACAGGUAUGUAUUACAUGUUAUCAAAUAUAUGGUGUAACUGAUCUCUGUGAAUUGAUGGUAAGAUUGACGUGCAAUUAUUCCGCUUCUACCAUGCACAAGCAUUACCUUUGUAUGUAUAAAGGAACGUAGAAUAUUCUGCUCAGUACUAUUCUGUGGAAAUAGCUACUAACAUUGUUUGCAGAAAUGUUUUUGUUUUGACUCUUAGAGAACCUGAGUUCC
Molecule: messenger RNA, 3215 nt
Organism: Capra hircus (goat)
Lineage: Eukaryota; Metazoa; Chordata; Mammalia; Artiodactyla; Bovidae
Gene: RFTN2
Product: raftlin family member 2
Exons: 10
Coding region: 164-1660 (498 amino acids)
Source: RefSeq, a predicted model, not a curated record